AUGGUGCACUCGGACACUGAGCCGAAUGCGAAUCUCAAGGUUGCAGAGCGGCGUGAAGCUUCAGCUGCAGAUGCCACGUACCAGUCAUUGAUUGAGUGUAUCUUGACUGGAUUCCCUGAUCGCCAGCAGAAGUUGCCCGCUCCGUUACGUGCGUACUGGAAUGGACGUGAGCAUCUCUCCGUCGACCAUGGCAUUGUGUUGAAGGGCAACCGCAUUGUUGUCCCUGAAUCAUUGCGUGCUCAGGUAUUGCACAACCUCCACGCUUCACACCAAGGCCUAGUGCGUACUAAGUCUCGUGCGCGUCAGCUUGUAUACUGGUCCGGUAUCACCAAGGACAUUGAUACACUCGUUCGUUCUUGUCCUGCUUGCCGCGAACACCAGUCGUCCCAGCCAGCUGAGCCCCUGCUUAACGACCGCACCCCGACACUACCGUUUGAAUGUGCACCUGCCGAUUUGUUCACUUGUCAAGGUCACGACUUCCUUGUGUAUGCAGAUCGUUUGACCGGUUGGCCCUGUGUCGCGCGUACUGGCCGCACCACCUCAUCGCAUGACGUGAUACUAGCAUUCCGUCGCUGGUUCUCUGAUGUUGGUGUUCCUGCUGUGCUGUGUACAGAUGGUGGUCCCCAGUUCUCCUCGCAUAAGUUUGCUGAGUUUUGUAAGCGCUGGCAGAUAAACCAUGUCAUGUCCUUUCCCCACUACCCGCAGAGUGAUGGGCACGCCGAAGCUGCUGUCAAAGCCAUGAAGCGUCUUAUCACCAAGACAACCGUGAAUGGCAAUCUUGACACAGAUGACUUCCGCCGAGGGCUACUGGAAUGGCGAAACACACCUGGCUCCUCUGGUCAGAGCCCCGCUGAGCUCCUAUAUGGCCGCUCUCUCCAGUCAUUCGUCAUUGCACAUUGGAAGGAGUUUGAUUCAUCCUGGCUCUCCAAAGCGACGACACGUGAUGAGACUGCCAUGCCAUCCGACGAUGCCGUCACAGAAAAGUCGUCAACUCGUCGCUCGUUGCCGCAGCUCCGCCUCGGCACCCACGUGGAUGUUCAGCAUCCGCGCACCAAGCAGUGGUCUAUUCGUGGGGUCAUUGUUGCUGUCGGUAAUCAUCGGGACUACCUAGUGAAGUUGCCGAGUGGUCGCAUUUAUUGGCGGAACCGCAGAUUCCUGCGUCCGUAUCGCCCACUUGUGCCUGCACCGCUCGUUGUCCAACCGGCUGCUACUGACGCCUCUUCCCCGCCACCGCCGUCCCGCCGCAGCGCACGUCAGUGCAAGCCACCCCAGCGUUUAAACAUUGGUUCGCAUCAUGGACAGUCUUAUGAUUGA
Sycon ciliatum is the source of this 1314-nucleotide messenger RNA. RefSeq lists its product as uncharacterized. Gene Ontology annotation, molecular function: nucleic acid binding. The transcript has a single exon. Gene Ontology annotation, biological process: DNA integration. The record is from RefSeq and is a predicted model, not a curated record. Bases 1 to 1314 code for a protein of 437 amino acids. Lineage: Eukaryota; Metazoa; Porifera; Calcarea; Leucosolenida; Sycettidae.